AUGUCUGAACAACUGCAACAAUCGCCAACUAGGUUACGGAUAUUACAGAUCAAUUUAAACAAGUCAUCGAAGGCCCACCUGGAGCUAUACAAUAAAGUGUCGAGAAAGGACUGGGAUAUCGUCAUGGUACAAGAGCCUCAUGUGACGGCCAUGGGCAACAUCAGGACGCCCAACGGAUACAUGGUGGUCAUACCAGUGGACUGA
Molecule: messenger RNA, 204 nt
Organism: Laccaria bicolor S238N-H82
Lineage: Eukaryota; Fungi; Basidiomycota; Agaricomycetes; Agaricales; Hydnangiaceae
Exons: 1
Coding region: 1-204 (67 amino acids)
Source: RefSeq, a predicted model, not a curated record